GCCUUCCCUGUUCCUGCAGCACCUUUCCCCAGCACGAUGGCCAAGGGCUUCUAUGUUAGCAAAUUGAUUGCCGUUGUUGGCAUCCUGUUUGCUGUUGCUGCUGUGUCUACUAUCAUAGCUCUAUCAGUUGUGUAUUCCCAGGAGAAGGAAAAAAACUAUGAGCUUAACAAUCCCCCUGAAACAACAAGCACAGCCACAACAAAGGUCACAUCAGGAUCUCAAGCUUCAAGCUCAAGUGGCAGCCAUGGCACCAGUCCCAGCAGCAGCAGCCAUGGCACCUCUCCCACCAGUGCUCCAUCUGAUGAACCAUGGAAUAAGUACCGGCUUCCAAAAUCCCUAAUUCCAUAUCAUUAUGAUGUUGAACUGAAACCAGUUCUAGAGAAGAAUCCUCAAGGGCUUUAUGUAUUCUCUGGAAAAAGUACUGCUUAUUUCACAUGUCGUGAAGCCACCAACCUUGUUUUGAUACACAGCAACAAGCUCAACUACACCACUACACCUACCAAAGCCAUUCUUCGUGAUGCUGCUUUAAAUACUCUUGCUAUAUCAAAUAUAAGAGAAGUGCCAGUGACUCAGUAUUUGGUGAUACAUGCUGCUAACGAUCUUGAAGUUGGUAAAAACUAUUCUCUGUACACUGAGUUUGUAGGGGAGCUGGCAGAUGACCUGGCUGGAUUUUAUCGGAGUGAAUACGUGGAAGAUGGACAAACCAAGAUCAUUGCCACCACUCAGAUGCAGGCCCCGGAUGCCAGGAAAGCAUUUCCCUGCUUUGAUGAGCCAGCAAUGAAAGCAACGUUCAACAUCACCCUAAUACACAAGCCAGACUAUGUAGCUCUAUCAAACAUGAAUCCUAUAGCUAAACAUGUAAUAGAAGAUAAUGGAGAAACCUGGAAUGUCACAGUGUUCGACAAAACUGUGAAGAUGUCCACAUACCUUGUGGCUUUUAUAGUCUCCCAGUUCAGUUCUACUGGUGAUCCAGGAAACAGCACAACCACCGGGGUUCAGAUCUGGGGCCGUAAAAAAGCUAUUGAAGAUGAGAAACAAGGAGAAUAUGCAUUAAGUAUAAGCAAACCAAUUCUGGAUUAUUUUGCGAAAUAUUAUGAUACCCCUUACCCUCUGCCAAAAUCAGACCAAGUUGCUCUUCCUGAUUUUAGUGCUGGAGCCAUGGAGAACUGGGGGCUGGUGACCUACAGGGAGAAUGCUUUACUAUUUGACCCUAAAGUGUCAUCUAUUAGCAACAAGGAGAGAGUGGCCACAGUGGUAGCUCAUGAACUUGCUCAUCAGUGGUUUGGGAACCUUGUGACGAUACGAUGGUGGAACGACCUGUGGCUGAAUGAAGGAUUUGCCUCAUACGUGGAGUACUUGGGAGCAGACAUAGCAGAGCCUACGUGGAACAUAAAAGACUUGAUAGUGCUGUAUGAUGUACACCGAGUAAUGGCAAUUGAUGCAUUGGCUUCUUCUCAUCCACUCACAUCAAAAGAAGAGGAAGUGAACACUCCAGCUGAAAUAAGUGAACUAUUUGAUUCCAUCGCUUACAGUAAGGGGGCUUCUGUCAUCCGGAUGUUAUCAAACUUCAUCACAGAAGAUGUAUUCAGUAAAGGACUGGCUACCUAUCUGAAAGCUUUCGAAUACGAUAACACAGUGUACACUGACCUGUGGUUCCAUUUGCAACAAGCUGUCAACUCAAAUGGACUUAUACUUCCUAAUAAUAUUAGCGCAAUCAUGGAUACAUGGGUCCUACAGAUGGGAUUCCCUGUAGUGAAAAUUGACACAACAACCGGAACUGUAACUCAACAACACUUCCUUUUGGAUCCAGAAUCUGUGGUUACCCGGCCAUCUGAUUUCAAUUACACAUGGAUUGUGCCGAUUUCCUAUUUUAAAACCGGUAACGCUGGAAGUGCAUGGCUUCAGAAAAAAUCAGAAUUAUUGAAUGAAUUUAAGACCACUGGAAGUGAAUGGCUUCUAGCAAAUAUCAAUGUCACGGGAUACUACAGAGUUAAUUACGAUGAUGGAAACUGGGACAGGCUUAUUGCGGAGCUGCAGAACAGUCCUUUGAGUAUUCCUGUUAUCAACCGUGCCCAGAUCAUUGAUGAUGCCUUUAAUUUGGCAAGAGCCAAGUAUAUCAAUACAACAAGAGCUUUAGACACCACGAGAUACAUCUCCAAUGACACUGAAUACAUGCCCUGGCAGGCCAUGUUAAGCAGCCUCAAUUACUUUACACAGAUGUUUGAUCGCUCAGAGGUGUACGGGCCAAUGAAGGAAUACUUAAAGAAGCAAGUCACUCCUUUGUUUAAACACUUUGAAAAAGUCACGGAAAAUUUUACCAAACGUCCAGAAUCCUUAACAGAUCAAUACAAUGAAAUCAAUGCUAUCAGCGUCGCUUGUUCUUAUGGAGUUGCUGAGUGUGGACAGCUGGCAAGUAAACAAUUUAAUGAGUGGCAGAGGACAGGAAAUAAUACCAUUCAUCCAAAUCUAAGGUCCAACAUUUACUGCACUGCAGUAGCGCAGGGAGGAGAAGCUGAAUGGGAUUUUGUAUGGGAAAAAUUUGCUGCAUCAGAUAAUGCGCAGGAAUCGGACAAACUCAGGUCUGCUCUGGCCUGCAGCAAAGAGCCCUGGAUUCUUAACAGACUUUUGGAGUUUUCACUGGAUACCACUAAGAUUCGUCGGCAAGAUACUGUCUCCACUAUUAGCAGCGUUUCCAGUAACGUGAUAGGACAGAGUCUUGCUUGGGACUUUGUGAGAGCCAAAUGGAGGACCAUCUUCACUCAAUUUGGGGGAUCUUCUUUCUCUUUUGGUAACUUAAUCGAACGUGUGACACGGAGAUUCUCCACUGAAUUUGAAUUACAGCAGCUGGAGCAGUUCAAACUUGACAACCAGGACAUUGGUUUUGGGACAGCAACUCGGACACUGGAGCAAGCGAUAGAGAAAACCAAAGCAAAUAUCAAAUGGGUGAAUGAGAACAAAGAGCCAGUACUUAAAUGGUUCCAGGAUGCCAUUUGAAAUCCACCACCUAAGACUUGUGAGGAACAAGUUUACAAACCAGCUGUGCCUAUCUGAACUCUUACUCUAAAAUGAGUGAUCCAGGAACCGCAUCCUUUCCUGAACAUUAAAGAAUAUCAAGACUUAGUAGCAUCCAUGUUUUAGUGGGUUUCUAUGAAUUACCUUUUUUAAGUGAUAGAGAAAUCCAUGUUUGCCAAAAUAUUAUUUUGUUUAAGGUCCUUCUAGAAAAAAGGGGCCUAAUUCAAAAUGAACAAGCAGAAACAUUGUGCUCAGGUUUGCAAUUUAUGAUUAACAUGUAAGACAAGCAAACAUCUUAUAUCUUUAUUUAUACUUUUACAAUCUCUGUGUAAAUGAGAAAUUAUAGACUUUUUCAUAGACUGCUAAAUUAAGACUGAGAAUGCAUUUUUUUGCUUUCUAGAAUUUUAAAUAAAAUAAUUAAAAUAAAAAA
This is a messenger RNA of Spea bombifrons (plains spadefoot toad), 3442 nucleotides long. RefSeq names its product aminopeptidase N-like. The transcript is spliced from 20 exons. Gene Ontology annotation, cellular component: cytoplasm. The record is from RefSeq and is a predicted model, not a curated record. The coding region runs from base 37 to 2994 and encodes 985 amino acids. Gene Ontology annotation, biological process: proteolysis; peptide catabolic process. NCBI's taxonomy places the organism in Eukaryota, Metazoa, Chordata, Amphibia, Anura, Pelobatidae. Gene Ontology annotation, molecular function: peptide binding; metalloaminopeptidase activity; zinc ion binding.